AUGUCUUUGGCAAUGGCGCAUGAGAAGACAAGAGCCGUUUCGUCUCCCGACAGACAGUACAAGACCAUGAUCUCCAACAUCUCUCGCGCCAUCAACACUUCUUCCCUGCUGAUCGAACCAGAUGACAUGAUGGUGAAGAGAAAGUUUGUCAUGGUCGACGAUCGUGCUACUCGCUCACCUUCUUCUGUCUGGGACGUUGGAGAUGUGCAGUCAAAGGCCUACAGAAGAAAGAGACGUGAGCAGUCGAGCAAGCUGUUGUUUUACAUGUUGUUCAUACAUUCUUCGAGCUGA
Messenger RNA from Guillardia theta CCMP2712, 291 nucleotides. RefSeq lists its product as hypothetical. NCBI's taxonomy places the organism in Eukaryota, Cryptophyceae, Pyrenomonadales, Geminigeraceae. The record is from RefSeq and is a predicted model, not a curated record. The coding region runs from base 1 to 291 and encodes 96 amino acids. The transcript has 2 exons.